Messenger RNA from Bactrocera latifrons, 1476 nucleotides. RefSeq lists its product as uncharacterized. The transcript has 4 exons. The record is from RefSeq and is a predicted model, not a curated record. The coding region runs from base 497 to 994 and encodes 165 amino acids. Lineage: Eukaryota; Metazoa; Arthropoda; Insecta; Diptera; Tephritidae.
GGAACGUCGAGCUGAAAACGCUCAGUCGUGAAUUGAAUUACGUUAUGAACGGACACAGCGUACUAAAGCGGUUUAGCAUUUGAGAAGCAAGUUUCGAAAAACGGUUGCGUUUGUUGAUAUUCGAAAUAUUCCUCAUACAAAAUAAAUUGCGUAAAUAAAAGCAGAGGUGUUGAAGGUCGCAACCGAUGACUAAAUUAGCGCAGAUGUUGUUGAUCAAUAGCAAAUAACGCAAUAAAACAAGUCAAGUCUGUUAGAAGUCCAAGUGAGGAAAAAUCAAAACGCGCAGUACUCGUAUUUUCAAGUUCAGUGCAAACGUGUUGCCGAGGAAAUAAAUAAAUUAGCAUUAGCUAAGUGCUUCAAUUGUAUACGAAAAAAAUAACAACAAUUCUAAUACAGAAUACAAAACGUUGGUGAAUUGUGAAAACUAGAAGAGAAUCUCAACGAAAAAUUGCAAAUUAAACCAAGAGCGCAGAAAUAUAAAGAGGAUCUUGCAAAUAUGUCUAAACCACUGACGAACACUUGCUGCUUCUGCCAAUCUCUACGAAAUGGCUCCAUUAUAUCGGGUCUUCUGGCGAUCACACUAUCCAUUAUAACGAUCGUUAUAAGUUUGACAUUACGCAUAGAUUUCAAUACCAUAGACUUCGAUUGGCUGCCAAAGAAUACCGUUAAGAUUAUAUUAAUUAUAAAUCUAUGUAUGACAAUACUUAUAUCAUUGCUCAUGAUUAUUGGCGUAGUGAAGCGUAAUCACUAUUUGAUGAUGCCAUGGGUUGUUUUGGGCAUUAUGAUAGCCAUUGGUUUACUCAUAUCGGUGAUUUAUACUGCCGUGAAGUUCUUCAUUGACGGUUACAUGCUGACUGGUAUACUAUGGCUGGUCGUUGGACUACUCACAACAGCGAUUCUCUCCUACUGCUGGUGCGUUGUUUACAGUGAAUACGUGGUUUUGUUGCAGGAGAACGAAAGGGGACGCUACAACAAACAAUUAUACCGCCGUUAAGCGAGUAACGAAAGCGAUUAAACGAAAUUAAAAUAUUUAAGGAAAAAUAAAAGGUGUGAAGUAACUUGUUUUCUUUUUUCAAACUGUGCAAAUUAAAUGUUCAUACCAUGAGCGUAUGUACUAUAUAGUAUGUAUGCGACAGCAUUUGAAAAAUCAGCACAAGACAAGUAAUAUGCACAACACUUCAAGUAGCAGAAACUAUAUACUCUUCGUCAUUUAUUUACCAAACUAAUUAUAAUUUAUUUAUAAAUUUAAUUUAAAUUUUAUAAAAGAAUAAAUUUUUAUUAUAAUUCAUCACAUUUUUUUCACUAUCUAUCUACCAACCAAACUCACCGUACUUGCCUCCACAAUGUGUUGUUCUUCACACUCUUUGCUCAUCGUAUGAAUUUACUGGAAUUAGUGCAAAUUUUUUUCAAUUAACAAAAAUUUCAAAAUAUAAAAAUACUAUGUAUGUAUUUGUUAAUAUUUAUGGGUACACGCAU